CUCGUUGCCGCCGCUGCUGCCUCCGCGCGGUUCGUGAGGCGUCGCCGGCAUCAUGUCGGCCAUGGGGACUCUCGCGUUCGACGAGUACGGGCGGCCGUUCCUCAUCCUCAAGGACCAGGAGCGGAAGACCCGCUCCACCGGGGUGGAGGCCCUCAAGUCUCACAUACUGGCAGCCAAGGCAGUAGCCAACACACUCAGAACAUCACUUGGGCCCAAUGGCCUUGAUAAAAUGAUGGUUGACAAGGAUGGUGAAGUGACGGUGACAAAUGAUGGUGCCACUAUCUUGAAUAUGAUGGAUGUGGACCAUCAGAUUGCAAAGCUGAUGGUUGAGCUGGCGAAAUCUCAGGAUGAUGAGAUUGGGGAUGGAACCACUGGGGUUGUUGUCCUUGCAGGUGCAUUAUUGGAACAAGCAGAGCACUUGUUAGAUCGUGGUAUUCAUCCCAUCCGAAUAGCCGAUGGUUAUGAACAGGCUGCUCGCAUUGCCAUUGAAAACCUGGACAAGAUCAGUGACAGUUUUCCAGUUGAUCCAGAAAACACUGAGCCUCUCAUUCAGACAGCAAAGACAACUCUGGGCUCUAAAGUAAUUAAUCGUUGCCACAGACAAAUGGCAGAAAUAGCUGUAAAUGCGGUGCUAACCGUGGCAGAUAUGGACCGCAGAGAUGUUGAUUUUGAGCUGAUCAAAGUGCAAGGAAAAGUGGGUGGCAGACUGGAGGACACGCAGCUAAUCAAAGGCGUGAUUGUGGACAAAGACUUUAGCCAUCCACAAAUGCCUAAAGAAGUUAAAGAUGCUAAGAUUGCAAUUCUGACUUGUCCAUUCGAGCCUCCGAAGCCGAAAACGAAGCAUAAGCUCGAUGUCACUUCUGUUGAAGACUACAAGGCAUUGCAGCAGUACGAGAAGGAGAAGUUUGAGGAGAUGGUGAAGCAGAUCAAAGACACCGGGGCAAACCUUGCCAUUUGCCAGUGGGGAUUCGAUGAUGAAGCCAAUCACUUGCUGCUUCAGAACGAGCUGCCCGCUGUUCGCUGGGUUGGUGGCCCCGAAAUAGAAUUGAUUGCCAUUGCAACGGGAGGCCGCAUUGUUCCUCGUUUCUGCGAGCUCACACCUGAAAAACUGGGCUUUGCUGGUGUGGUCAGAGAACUCUCAUUCGGAACAACGCGAGACAAAAUGCUGGUGAUUGAGCAGUGUCAGAAUUCUAGAGCUGUGACCAUCUUCAUUAGAGGUGGAAAUAAAAUGAUCAUCGAAGAAGCCAAGCGGUCCCUGCACGAUGCAUUGUGUGUCAUAAGGAACCUGGUUCGUGACAACCGCAUCGUGUAUGGUGGGGGCGCGUCUGAGGUUUCCUGUGCGCUGGCUGUUAGUGAAGCUGCGGAUAAGUGCCCAUCACUGGAGCAAUAUGCCAUGAGAGCUUUUGCAGAUGCCCUCGAAGCGAUUCCAAUGGCCCUUGCUGAGAACAGCGGGAUGAAUCCCAUACAAACCAUGGCUGCAGUGCGAGCUCGGCAAGUGAAAGAAGAAAACCCUGCCCUGGGCAUGGAUUGCUUACGCAAAGGGACAAAUGAUAUGAAGGAACAACACGUCAUAGAAACUUUAAUUGGCAAGAAGCAACAGAUCUCUCUGGCCACGCAAAUGGUCAGAAUGAUUCUGAAGAUUGAUGAUAUCCGCAAGCCGGGUGAAACUGAAGAAUAAAAGCCGAAACAUCCCCUCAGUGAACACAUCAGCAGAAUUCCAACUUUUCCCCUCAUGGGUUGUUUUUGUUAUACUUACUUAAAUCAAUAAAUUAAUAUUGUGGCCUCAGCUGUACUUCAGAAA
This is a messenger RNA of Varanus komodoensis (Komodo dragon), 1801 nucleotides long. RefSeq names its product chaperonin containing TCP1 subunit 5 (gene CCT5). Lineage: Eukaryota; Metazoa; Chordata; Lepidosauria; Squamata; Varanidae. Gene Ontology annotation, cellular component: chaperonin-containing T-complex. The coding region runs from base 53 to 1678 and encodes 541 amino acids. Gene Ontology annotation, molecular function: ATP-dependent protein folding chaperone; ATP hydrolysis activity; ATP binding. The transcript has 11 exons. The record is from RefSeq and is a predicted model, not a curated record. Gene Ontology annotation, biological process: protein folding.